Molecule: messenger RNA, 1866 nt
Organism: Lachancea lanzarotensis
Lineage: Eukaryota; Fungi; Ascomycota; Saccharomycetes; Saccharomycetales; Saccharomycetaceae
Gene: GPI10
Product: LALA0S03e03950g1_1
Exons: 1
Coding region: 1-1866 (621 amino acids)
Biological process (GO): GPI anchor biosynthetic process
Cellular component (GO): endoplasmic reticulum membrane
Molecular function (GO): alpha-1,2-mannosyltransferase activity
Source: RefSeq, a predicted model, not a curated record
AUGGGACCACAGGAGGCUGGAGCAAAGAUCGAGGAACCCACAAAGCAUCGAGAGUAUCAUGUUGAACAAGCAGGAGAAAAAACCCGGAUUUCAAACAGCUCCUUUUUGCGAAUUUUAGUCUUAUUUCGAGUCAUCAAUAGCUUUUUUGUCAAUUCAUUCUUUCAACCCGAUGAGUUUUGGCAGUCCCUUGAACCUGCGCAUUUCAAAGCGUUUGGAUAUGGAGAAUUGACUUGGGAAUGGAAGUUCGGACUGAGAAGUUACGCUUUUUCGUUUUUGUUCGAAUUAGUUUACCGUUUGGUAUCGCUAAUAUCUACGUUUUUGGCAUCAGUUGUAGGCUUUGCCAGUAGCAUAUUCACAGUGCUGGUAAGAAAUCUGAUACCGGAUAGCAAUGGCGCUUUGGAAAUGGUACUGGAAAUGCAGAAGUUCCCACAAGAGAUAAAAGAGUUCGCAGAAUACCAAGGUAUAAUUUAUGGUCCAAAGAUCAUGAUGGCGGUCUUGGCAGGUUUUGGGGAAUGGUAUGCCAUAAGUUUUGCAGCCAAAGUCUACAAGUCAUGUUUUGAGAUUGACAUGAAAAAUAAGACCCGCGAAAGCGCCCUAGUCAAAAGAAAUGCGUUAAUAAUCUCAGUGACCAAUUUUUUUAACUGCUUCUUCAUUACCAGAACUUUCAGCAAUACAUUCGAAAUGGAUUUGACCUGCAUUGCUCUGUACUAUUGGGAUUGGUCCGGUGGUCACAAUGUGACAUCGACCAAGUUUACCGUCAGUCUAAUUUUGGGCAUCUUUUUGUGCUUUCAAAGGCCGACAAAUGCAUUUAUUUGGUUGCCCUUCGGCCUUUUCCUCACUCUGAAUUUGUUAAGAACUCACCGCUUUAAAACUUUAGCCCGUUUGAUCUAUAAAGUUCUGUUCACUCUAAUUUUCGUCAUAGCUGUGAACUUGGCGGUCGAUUAUUAUUUCUAUGGAAAGAUAAUGUUUCCCGCGUUGAGAUUUAUCAAAUUCAACUAUACUAGCGCGUUAUCGGAGUUUUACGGUACAGCUCCAUGGCACUUUCACCUGUGCCAAAGUGUGCCACUCAUAGCUGGUUACUCGUUGCCCUUAGUGAUCCUCGGCUUCUAUUCUUUGAGAUCCACCACCAAAAACAGCCUGUUUAAUGACCCGCUAAAGCAAAUUAAGCUUGUCAUCAUUCUUGAGAUUCUCAUCUUCUCUGUCAUCGGCCAUAAGGAAUUCCGUUUCAUGUACAAUUUGCAGCCCUUUUUCCUUGUGAUUUCCAGUAUUGUCCUACUGGGGGUGCUGCCCAAAGCCCAGAACGGACGGCCAAAACCACUCAAAUGGUACUUUUGGAUGCCUCCAUUCAUAUCUGUGGUCGCAGCCCUGGCUCUUUCUUCUCAUCAUGAGACUGGUGUGAUUGAAGUUACCAAAUAUCUGCAUUACAUCCCGAAAGUACACAGCAUAGGGUUCGUGAUGCCUUGUCAUUCUACCCCUUGGCAAUCCUAUAUUCACAGGAAUAAUACACAAAACUUAUGGUCCAUAUCAUGUGAACCACCUCUACACUUGCUACAGGAUCCAUCAGCCAGAGAAAAACUCCACCAUUACAUGGACGAAAGCGAUUGCCUCUACGAUGAUGCCCCAAAGUUCAUAUAUCAGAAUUUUCCUCCCGCAUUUCGCAAGAACCUUAGGUCACCCGAUAAGAAAUGGACCUACGAAUGGCCAGAGUAUUUGGUAAUAUUCGAGCAACUCGACGACCUGUAUCUGAACAGCUAUCUUGCAGAUAGCGGUUACAGAGUAGAUGCAAGGUUUUUCAAUACACUGAGUCAUUGGGAUUCUAGAAGGUCUGGCGAUGUGAUAGUAUAUUACAAGCCUCCCUGGUUUUGA